CUUUCAGAUCCUCCUUUCUUCACAGUACCAUUUCUUGCUUUGUUCACCAGGCUCAAUUGUGUAACAAGGUGGGGGUAAAUAAAUGGAGGCUUUGACCCAAGAAUUCUUCAGCAGAUCGAAUGAAUUGGUGUACAAUCACCACUCUGCACCAGUGGAUCCAAGUUUCAUGAGUGAACAAAGAUUCUCCAAUCCUAGUAGUUUCUCGGGCAUUAACAAUCAUGUCGAGAAGGAAUUUGAUACGGCGGUGGAGGAGGAGGAGGACUACCCAGAUGCGACUCUGAAGUAUAUAAGCCAGAUGCUAAUGGAGGAAGAAGACUUGGAGAACCAGCCCUUCAUGUCCAUCGACUCCAUGGCUCUCCAAGCCACAGAGAAAAACCUCUCAGAUGUUCUUCACGGAAGUGACGGCCUAAGUGAUAAUUUUUCAAAUACUCAUCUCAGUAACUCCUUGUCCAUUCCAUUUGAAGGCCAACACGAUUUCGUAUCUCCUGCAAGCAGAGGAAGAGAGGAGGAGGAGGAGGAGAACGAGACAGACCAUUCGUCUUCAAAGGGAAAACGAAACCACCAGUAUUCAUCGUCUCCUCCUGAUUCUGCUGAAAACGAGAGGAACAACAAGUACUUGGCUGCGGGUUAUAUGGAAGAAUUCGAGACGUUAGAUGAUACGUACUACGAUGCCUUUGUCUGUCCUAUGGGAAAAAACAUCACCGCCUGUCUCCCCAAGAAGACAGACAAUUCUGAACAGAAGGUGGGAAGGAAAAACCGACGUGGCAAGAAGAAACAAGAAACAAAAAAGAAAUUUGUGGACCUCAGAGGCUUACUCACCCAUUGUGCACAGUCUGUGGCGGUUUAUGACAGCAAGACGGCGAAUGAGGCUCUUAAAAAGAUAAGGCUACACUCUUCUCCUCACGGAAACGAAACAGAAAGGUUGGCGUUUUAUCUAGCUAAUGCGCUAGAGGCACGCUCAAAUGGAGCAGGGCCAUCGCUGUACACAUCUAACCCUUCUAUCUCAGCUGCGGAUAUCUUGAGAGCUUAUCAGACGUAUAUCAGUGUAAUACCUUUUGAAGUAGUGUCAACUAUGAUGGGAAACAAAUGCAUCAUGAAGCUUGUAGCCGCAGGAGCAACCAGGCUACACAUCAUUGAUUUUGGAAUUCUGUAUGGCUUUCAUUGGGCAUGUUUCAUUCAUGGUCUCUCAGUGAUGCCCGGUGGGCCUCCAAGGCUACGUAUUACUGGGAUAGAAUUUCCACAUCCUGGUUUCUAUCCUGAAGAGCGGGUCAGGGCCACGGGCCUGCGUCUGGAAAAACACUGCAAGAAAUUAAAUGUCCCGUUUGAGUUCAAAGCCAUAGCAAGCAAGUGGGAGAGUAUAACACUUGAAGAUCUCGAGCUCGACAGGGACGAUGAUGUGCUUGUUGUCAACUGUUUGGACAGGCUAGCAAACGUCCCAGACGAGAUGACGGGGCCAAAUAAUAGUCCAAGGGACAUGGUACUCAAUCUGAUCAAGAACAUAAAUCCAGACGUGUUCAUCCACGCAGUUGUGAACGGGACCUACAACAACCCAUUCUUUGACAUGCGAUUCCGGGAAUCACUAUUUCACUUUUACUCACUUUUUGACAUAAUGGAGGUGACAUUGCAGAGUGAAGACAAGGACAGACAACUGUUGGAGGAAAUGGUGUUCAAAAGAGAAGUGCUAAAUGUGAUAGCUUGUGAAGGAACUGAGAGAGUCGAAAGGCCGGAGACGUACAAAAAAUGGCAUGCUAGAACCCUUAGGGCUGGGUUCCAGCAACUGCCACUCGAUCAAGAAGCUGUCAAGUGUCUAAGGGAGAAAGUGAGAUCAGAAUAUGACAAGAAUUUUUCUGUGGAUGAGGAUGAGAACUGGAUGUUGCAAGGUUGGAAAGGAAGGAUACUUAAAGCUGUCUCAUGUUGGAAGCCUGACAACAACUAGUUGAAUAUUUUGUUUGAAUCCAAAUUAGCAGGGUCUGCUAUUCUUAAAAUCAAAUUCAGCAUUCAUUCAAGACAAUAUUAUGAGCAUUCAGUGCUGUUUAAAUGACUUGUUAUAAGUCGUAACAUGAUUCGCUCAUAUGUACAAUGUCACAAUAUCCAUAAUGUAUAUGAGUCCAGCAAAGAUCUUAUCUGAAAUGAAGGAGAACCAAAUUGAGGUGAAGAAAACGAAGCAGGUCAAAG
Molecule: messenger RNA, 2175 nt
Organism: Cuscuta epithymum
Lineage: Eukaryota; Viridiplantae; Streptophyta; Magnoliopsida; Solanales; Convolvulaceae
Source: the annotation of a GenBank genome assembly